Messenger RNA from Panonychus citri (citrus red mite), 900 nucleotides. RefSeq names its product GATA zinc finger domain-containing protein 6-like. The record is from RefSeq and is a predicted model, not a curated record. The transcript has 2 exons. Bases 1 to 582 code for a protein of 193 amino acids. Lineage: Eukaryota; Metazoa; Arthropoda; Arachnida; Trombidiformes; Tetranychidae.
AUGUCAGGAUCAUCAAGUGGCCAUAAUAGACAACCAAGUGUUCGGCGUAAUCGUAAAGUUAUCGUUAGCUCAGUUUCAAGUUCAGGGUCAAGUUCAUUACCCAUCAGCCGAGGAUUAGGAAGAAGUUCUGGUUCUCAUGGGAGCAAUAGUAAAGGGAGAGUUAUUAUAACACCCUCAUCAUCACCCCCACCGAAUCCAACAGCAACAACAAUAACCACAACCACAUCAACAGUGAAAACGAUUAACUCAACUGGAUUAACCUCCAGAUCAACAAUUACUUUACCUGUAAGACCAACAACAGAGCCAACAACACCGACAACCAUACCAACCAUUAUCAUUGAAGAUAGUGAUUCAUCAACACGAUUAACUAACGAUCCAAUAAUAACUAUUCUGGAUAAUUAUUCAUUCCCUGAAGCCGGAAAAGAUGUCAAAAUUAUUGACCACAGAUUCUUGUACAAGAAUGAUGUCAAUUUAUCUUCCACCAUGAUGUCUAACACCAUGGUGCUCAUCUCUCAUCAUCAAAUGAAUCAGCUUCAUGUGUUUACCUCAAUUGAUCUUAUUUUCUGCUCUAUUCUUUUAUAAAUUUUUCUUAUAAUUCAUAGUCUCUAAAUGUAUUAUAAUAUUUUCACCAUGAUUAUUGAUUUGGCACCAGAAUAUUUCAUACUCGGAAUCAUUAGGAUGAUGAUGAUGAUGAGGUUAAGGUAAAGAGGGAGUAAAAAGUGGGGCAGUAACUUUACAUAGUUGGAAUCGAUCAGCAAAAAUAAUAAUAUUACAAGUUCAAUGCUGAAAAUAAUAACAAUUCCUGUUAUUAUUAAUAUAUUAUCAUUAUUAUUAUUGUUAUGAAUAUACUGAAUCUCAAUGUUAUAAAUAAAUUAUCACAUCAUGAGGUUUUCCUAUCAA